GGAGGUCUGAGGCUUUACUGCUCCGAGAGGGACCAGUUACUUCACGCGUAGCUGUUGUCGCUCUGUCGACUGCACUGUGACCUGCACAGUUCGCGGGACCUUUAGAGAGGACACCGGGAUACCUGCAAGCCAGGAAAUGGAUUCAGUGGCCUUCGAGGAUGUGGCUGUGAACUUCACCCAGGAGGAAUGGGCUUUGCUGGAUCGUUCCCAGAAGAAACUCUACAGGGAAGUGAUGCAGGAAACCUUGAGGAACCUGACCUCCAUAGGAAAAACAUGGAGCAACCAGAAUGCUGAAGAAAGGCAUCAGAAUCCCAGGAGAAAUCUAAGAAGACUUAUAGGAGAGAGACUCUUUCAAAGUAAAGAAAGUCAUCAGCAUGCAGAAGUUUUGACCCAGGUUCCAGAUGACAUGUGGAGGAAGAAAACUCCUCCUGGAGUAAAAUCAUAUGAAAACGGUGUGUGUGGAGAAAUCAGCAUGGGUCUUUCUUCCUUUAAUAGGCACCUCAGAGCCUUCAAUUAUUCCAGUAGCCUUGCGAUAUAUGGAAGAACUCACACUGGGCAAAAGCCUUAUGAAUGUAAGGAAUGUGGAAAAGCAUUCAGGUUUCCCAGUUCUGUUCGUAGACAUGAAAAAAUCCACUCUGCAAAAAAACCCUUUGAAUGUAAGCAAUGUGGGAAAGCAUUAUCUUAUCUAGUAAGCUUUCAAACACACAUGAGAAUGCACACUGGAGAGAGGCCUCAUAAAUGUAACAUAUGUGGGAAAGCCUUUUUUUCUCCGAGUUCAUUAAAAAGACACGAGAAAACUCACACUGAAGAGAAACGCUAUAAAUGCAAGCAAUGUGGUAAAGCCUUCAAUUGUCCCAGUUCCUUUCAAUAUCAUGAAAGGACUCACAGUGGAGAGAAACCCUAUGAGUGUAAGCAAUGUGGGAAAGCGUUCAGAUCUGUCAAGUACCUGCGAGUGCAUGAAAGAAAACACACUGGAGAGAAACCUUAUGAGUGUAAGCUAUGUGGUAAGGCCUUUAUUUCUUCCACUUCCUUUCGCUAUCAUGAAAAGACUCACACUGGAGAGAGACCGUACAAAUGUAAGAAAUGUGAGAAAGCCUUCAGUUAUGUCAAGGAUCUUCGAGUACAUGAAAGGACACACACUGGAGAGAAACCCUAUGAAUGUAAACAAUGUAAGAAAACCUUUACUUCUUCUAAUUCUUUUCACUAUCAUCAAAGGACUCACACUGGAGAGAAACCCUAUGAGUGUAAGCACUGUGGGAAAGCUUUCAGAUCUGCCUCAAUCCUUCAAAAGCACAUAAGAACUCACACAGGAGAGAAACCAUAUGGAUGUAAGCAAUGUGGUAAAGUCUUCACAGUUGCCUCACAACUUAAAAUGCAUGAAAGGACUCACACAGGAGAGAAACCCUAUGAGUGUAAGCAAUGUGGAAAAGCCUUCAUUUCUUCCAAUUCCAUUCGCUAUCAUAAAAGGACUCACACUGGAGAGAAACCCUACAAAUGUAAACAAUGUGGAAAAGCUUUCAUUUCUUCCAACUCUUUUCUCUAUCAUGAAAGGAUUCACACUGGAGAGAAACCCUAUGAGUGUAAGCAAUGCGGUAAAGCCUUUAGAUCUGCCUCAAUCCUUCAAAAGCAUGUAAGGACUCACACUGGCUAGAAACUAUGGAUAUAAGCAAUAUGGUAAAACUCUUUGAAAGUAAACAGUCUUUAUAUGGACUCAAAACUUCAAAUACAUGGAAGGACUUACUUUAGAGACAACCUGUAAGUAAUCUCAGCAUUUUGGAAAGCCAAGACAGGAGGAUUGCUUAAGCUGAACAGGUCGAGACAGCUUGGGUAACAUGGUGAGACUGUAUCUCCAUUACAUAAUAAAAUAGGGCCGGGCGCGGGCGCGGUGGCUCAAGCCUGUAAUCCCAGCACUUUGGGAGGCCGAGGCAGGUGGAUCAUGAGGUCAAGAGAUCAAGACCAUCUCGGUCAACAUGGUGAAACCCUGUCUCUACUAAAAAUACAAAAAAUUAGCUGGGCAUGGUGGCGCAUGCCUGUAAUCCCAGCUACUCAGGAGGCUGAGGCAGGAGAAUUGCCUGAACCCAGGAGGCAGAGGUUGCAGUGAGCCAAGAUGGCGCCAUUGCACUCCAGCCUGGGUAACAAGAGCGAAAUUCCGCCUCAAAAAUAAAUAAAUAAAUAAAUAAAAUGAAAUAUAUAUUCCGCCUCAAAAAUAAAUAAAUAAAUAAAUAAAAUGAAAAAUAUAUAUAUUUUGAAACAUAACAUUUAAAAUGCAAAAGUAAAAUAUAUGGGAUAUUUAUAUACAUACAUGUAUGUGUGUGUGUGUAUGUGUGUGUGUGUGUGUGUGUGUGUGUGUGUGUGUCUGUUUGGGAGACAGGGUGUCCCUCUGUUACCCAGGUUGAAGUUCAGUGGUGCAAUCAGUUUGCUAUAGCCUUGAACUCUAGGGCUCAAAUUACCCUCCUACCUUAGCCUUCUGAGUACCUAGGACUACAAACAGGUACCACCAUUCUCAGCUUAUUUUUUAUUCGUUUCAUAGAGACAUGGUCUCAUUCCAUUGCUCAGCCAACACCUAGCCUUGAACAGUCCUUCCACCUUAUUUUCCAAAAUACUGAUUACAGCUGUGAGAUACUCUACCUGGCUGAUAAAAAAUAUUCUGAAAAAUUAACUUUAUGCUAUCUGUGAAGGUAUAUAUCCUUAUGAUAAACAGUUUUGAUUUAAAAAAAGGAAACUACUUCUUUCCUACAUGAAAGUGAGAAAGAUGUGGGAGAAGGCCUAUUUCCAGCCAACCAGAGCCCCAGGACUAUGAUCAAGUUGCCUUGUCCUGGAAAGCCAGGCAUUUACACUGGGGUUUGAAGUGAUGUGGAAAAAGGCUUUUAUUGCAGGAACCCCAAAAAUGAGGGCCACACAGGUAUCAAGUCUUAAAUCCUGACCUCCCCCACUAGAUUUCAGGCAGGGAUUUUUAGAAGCCGGGGUAAAUUUUAGGAAUGCAGAUGCUACAGGCAAAAUUAAAAAUCAAGACAUGGAGUUUACUCAUUGGUUUAGGCUUGGAAGGAUAUUUUAAAGCUGGGGCUUAAAGAUUUUAUGAUUUGCAAUUGGUUAGGGAAGAAAAGCUUUGCUUAAAAUUUGGGGGUCAAGCCAGGCGCGGUGGCUCAAACCUGUAAUCCCAGCACUUUGGGAGGCCAAGGCGGGUGGAUCACGAGGUCAAGAGAUCAAGACCAUCCUGGUCAACAUGGUGAAACCCCAUCUCUACUAAAAAUACAAAAAAUUAGCUGGGCAUGGUGGCGCGUGCCUGUAAUUCCAGCUCCUCAGGAGGCUGAGGCAGGAGAAUUGCCUGAACCCAGGAGGCAGAGGUUGCGGUGAGCCGAGAUUGCGCCAUUGCACUCCAGCCUGGGUAACAAGAGCAAAAACUGUCUCAAAAAAAUAAAAUAAAAUAAAAUUUGGGGGUCAGUAGAAAAAUGUUCCUGGAUAGAGGAAGUGAUUUUUUACCAGCCCUUCAGAAGAAACACAGAACAAAGGAGGAAAAUUAGAGUGCAGUCUUCACUUACGCUUUUUUUUUUUUUUUUUUUUU
This is a messenger RNA of Callithrix jacchus (white-tufted-ear marmoset), 3562 nucleotides long. RefSeq lists its product as uncharacterized. Gene Ontology annotation, biological process: regulation of transcription by RNA polymerase II. The record is from RefSeq and is a predicted model, not a curated record. Lineage: Eukaryota; Metazoa; Chordata; Mammalia; Primates; Cebidae. Gene Ontology annotation, molecular function: DNA-binding transcription factor activity, RNA polymerase II-specific; RNA polymerase II cis-regulatory region sequence-specific DNA binding.